Messenger RNA from Marasmius oreades (fairy-ring Marasmius), 276 nucleotides. RefSeq lists its product as uncharacterized. The record is from RefSeq and is a predicted model, not a curated record. Bases 1 to 276 code for a protein of 91 amino acids. NCBI's taxonomy places the organism in Eukaryota, Fungi, Basidiomycota, Agaricomycetes, Agaricales, Marasmiaceae. The transcript is spliced from 2 exons.
AUGAGGUCUAUCAUUAUCAACACCUCACUUCUACCUGAUACAGUUAAACCAUUCCUCGUUGCAUACUUUAGUGGAGACGCUGCUCAACGUCAGUUGUCUGAAUUUGACGAUGACAAGGGCAAGCAGAAUCUUAUCAAGCUCAUCAUCGAGCAGUUGAAUGGCGCCCUUAAUGGUGAUUGGUACAAACUCCCUUCAGAUGGGGCCGUAGAGGAUGCGAGAAAAAGGACACGCGAUUUGGGUGGCGUGGUUUACGACUUGCCAGUUCGCAAGAAUUGA